AUGAUCAACCUCGUGGCUCUUAGUCUUGUAAUGGCUUCACUCGCCGGAGCAGGUACCAUCGUGAAGGAAGGUCACAGAGUGGUCGUGGUGGAAUACGACCAAGACGGCCACCAUAACACCAAAAUCUCUAUCACCCCAGAUCAACCUCUUCACGCUCCUAAGGAGCUCAUUUGCGACGCUUAUGGAAAAUGCAAGCACAAGAUUGCCGACGCCAUGGGAAGAGCAAAGGAUACAAAAGCGAAAGAUACUUUAAAAGGAGCCAAGGAAGUUAGUGAAACAGUGGCAGAUUCAGUUGGAAAGGCCAAAGAAACAGUUUCACAUAGGACACAUUAUGUCCAAGAAAAAGCCAAAGAUACCUUAAAAGAAGCAAAGGACACUGGAAAUACUCUCAGGAAAGAUGUUUCGAGCAAUGUUUCAGAAGCAGUGAAGAAUGUUGGAAGCUAUAUAGGGUCAAAGGAGACGCUAGAUAAUGUGAUGAGUGCUGCAAAUUUGAUGGGUUUUGCUACUGCUUAUGGGUUAUGUGUUUGGGUUACGUUUGUUUCAAGCCACGUGCUUUCUAGGGCUAUGCCAAGGCAACAAUUUGGGGUGGUUCAGAGUAAGAUUUACCCAGUUUAUUUUAGGACUAUGGCUUAUAGUGUUGGAUUGGCUUUGUUGGGGCAUGUUUUGAGACAUCGAAAGACUGUGUUCUUCAGCAAGGCUGAAAUGUUUCAAGUCUUUAAUCUGUUGGCCUCGCUUUUAACUCUCUUUGUCAAUUCCAUGUACUUGGAGCCGCGUGCCACUAAGGUUAUGUUCGAGAGGAUGAAAAUAGAGAAAGAAGAAGGAAGGGGAAGGGGAGAUCUUACCUCUGAACUUGGCAAAGGGAAUCAGCACACUACCGGAGAACACGAUGUGGUCCGAUCCCGGAUUAUUAGGCUGAACGACAAGCUGAAGAGGCUUAAUUCACAUUCAUCACUGCUAAAUAUUCUGAAUUUGAUGUCUCUUACAUGGCAUCUGGUUUAUUUGGCUCAAUGCCUUCACCACAAUUGUUAA
Molecule: messenger RNA, 1029 nt
Organism: Neltuma alba
Lineage: Eukaryota; Viridiplantae; Streptophyta; Magnoliopsida; Fabales; Fabaceae
Product: transmembrane protein 205-like
Exons: 6
Coding region: 1-1029 (342 amino acids)
Source: RefSeq, a predicted model, not a curated record